UGGCGAUCAUUCAAAAGUGUUUAGUUUUUCAUAGCAGCAAGACAGACGGUUUUUCUACCCGACUCAGCUGUUAUUUCAAAGAAAUUGCAUAAGAUUUACAUAGCUGCCUAUGCGCAUACAUACUUACACACUCAGAUAUAAGCAUUAACUUACUAGUGCAGUGAAGUGCAGCAUACAGCAAUUUCCGACGAUUGGUUGUCUUUUCUUUUUACUGCAAAUUGAAAUAGCAAUUUCGUGACGAUAAUUGCUGACAAGUGAAAGGAAAGCGAUUUUAGUGUCCAUAAGAAAAAAGUGCAAGUGCAAGUGCAAGUGGAAGACUGAGGAAGUGCAACACAAGAAAUGGCUCAACCUCUGCGUAUUGCCAUCAUUGGUCAGAGUAAUUUUGCCGCAGAUGUCUUGGAAUUGCUGUUAGAGAAGAAAUACAAUGUUGUUGGCGUGUUCACCAUAGCCGAUAAGGGUAGUCGCGAGGAUAUCUUAGCUACGACUGCGUCUCACCAUAAAAUACCUGUUUUCAAGUUCUCUUCGUGGCGCAGAAAGGGCGUCGCCAUACCAGAAGUGCUACAACAAUACAAAUCGGUAAAUGCAACACUAAAUGUACUACCAUUUUGCUCGCAAUUCAUUCCCAUGGAAGUGAUUGAUGGUGCUGACUUGGGCAGUAUUUGUUAUCAUCCAUCCAUACUACCGCGGCAUCGUGGCGCCAGCGCAAUACAAUGGACACUGAUCGAGGGUGAUGAAGAUGCUGGUUUCACAAUUUUCUGGGCAGAUGAUGGUCUGGAUACUGGUCCGAUUUUGCUGCAAAAGCAGACGCCCGUGGAGCCCACCGAUACUUUAGAUACCAUCUACAAGCGGUUCCUCUAUCCCGAGGGUGUCAAGUCCAUGGGUAUAGCUGUCGAUUUGGUCGCUGCUGGUACUGCGCCGAAAAUCACACAAACCGAAAUAGGCGCCACAUACGAUCCGGCUAUGUUUAAAGAAGAAAACCAGUUUAUUGAUUUGCAGCAGUCCGCGUGCAAGAUUUUCAACUUUGUGCGUGGUUUGGACUCACAACCCGGCGCUAUCGCGGUAGUGGUGAAAACGGAUGGCACUGAGGAGAAGAUACGACUGUUCGGCGCACACAUCUACUCUGGUGGACCGGUGAAACAGCUGGGUUCGCUUAAACUGAAAGGUCUAAGUUCACCAGCAUAUAUACACCGCGAUGGCCUGCUCAUUAGGGGCACAGAUGGCAACUUCGUGAAUGUACGCCGCUUGAAGAAGGGUUCCAAAAUGAUUAACGCAGCCGAUUGGUUUAAUCAGAGCGAUCAGCCACAAAUCACCGACUUCAGCGAGGAUGAGCUGUUGAAGAAGGAGAUAUUGCGCGGUAUUUGGAAUUCCAUACUCAAAGCGCCUAUUGAGGCGGAGACAGACUUCUUUGCGGCUGGCGCCGGUUCCAUGGAUGUGGUGCGUUUGGUGGAAGAGUGUAAGGAUGCUUUCGAUGUGCCGCUAGAAAACGAACAUGUCUUUAUGGCACCAGUUUUCGAAGAGUUUUUCGUAGAGAUUGUUAAGAGUUUGCGUCAAGGUAGCUCCGCAACGGGUGUAGAGGUACCCUUCGAAGGUUUCAUUAUGCGCGCCAAUAAACGUGAAAUUCCUGUACCAACGCAACUCUUCAUAAACGGCGAAUUUGUCGACGCCGAAGGCAAGAGCACUUUGGACAUUGAGAAUCCAACAAAUGGCGAGAUUUUCUGUAAAGUCGCAUGCGCUUCGCGUGCCGACGUCGAUAAGGCUGUGCAGGCAGCGCAUAAUGCUUUCUACGGUUCAUGGAAGCAAGUGUCGGCACGUCAGCGUGGACAGCUUAUGAUGAAGCUUGCCGAUCUGAUGGAGCAGUACAAAGAAGACUUGGCAACAAUUGAGUCGGUGGACUCGGGCGCGGUAUAUACGCUGGCACUGAAAACUCACAUUGGCAUGUCGAUCGAUGCAUGGCGAUAUUUUGCCGGCUGGUGUGACAAAAUACAAGGCAGCACCAUACCCGUAAAUCCAGCCAGACCCAAUAAUGUGUUGACAUUCACCAAGCGCGAGCCAAUAGGCGUCACCGGUCUUGUAACACCCUGGAAUUAUCCACUCAUGAUGUUGUCUUGGAAAAUGGCCGCUUGUAUUGCCGCUGGCAAUACUUGCUUGAUCAAACCGGCGCAGACGUGCCCGCUUACGGCGCUCAAGUUUGCUGAGCUCACUGUAAAAGCGGGCUUUCCACCAGGCGUCAUUAAUGUUGUGCCUGGCCAAGGUUCGGGCGCAGGUCAAGCAGUUGCCGAUCAUCAUUUGGUGCGGAAAUUGGGCUUCACCGGUUCUACGCCCAUCGGCAAGGUGAUCAUGAAGUCAUGUGCCGAGUCGAACCUUAAAAAGUGUUCACUGGAAUUGGGUGGCAAGAGCCCGUUGGUUAUAUUCGCCGACUGUGAUCUAGACAAAGCCGUUAAGCAUGGUAUGUCCUCGGUCUUUUUCAAUAAGGGGGAGAACUGCAUUGCCGCGGGUCGCCUCUUCGUUGAGGAUCGUAUACACGAUGAAUUUGUACGUCGCGUUGUUAAAGAUAUUCGUACCAUGACUAUCGGUGAUCCCCUGAAUCGUUCUACAGCACAUGGUCCACAAAAUCACAAGGCGCACUUUGAUAAACUCAUUGCUUAUUGUGAGCGUGGCGUGAAAGAGGGCGCCACUUUGGUCUAUGGCGGCAAGCCUGUGCCCAACACCAAAGGCUACUUCUUCCAACCCACCGUCUUCACCAAUGUCGAGGACGACAUGUAUAUUGCACAAGAAGAGUCUUUCGGCCCCAUUAUGAUUAUAUCCAAAUUUAAUGGCAGCGAUGUGGAUUCAGUGAUGAAGCGCGCGAAUCGUAGCGAAUAUGGGCUGGCCAGUGGUGUAUUCACAAAAGAUAUCAGUAAGGCUCUGACUUUCGCCGAUCGUAUAGAGGCCGGCACAGUGUUUGUGAAUGUUUACAAUAAGACUGACGUGGCGGCGCCGUUUGGUGGCUUCAAGCAAAGCGGUUUCGGCAAGGAUCUGGGACAGGAGGCGCUUAAUGAGUAUUUGAAAACAAAAUGUGUGACGAUUGAAUAUUAGUAAGUAGAUCAAGUAGAAAAAAUCUGGGGGGUAUGUAUAGAGAAAGCGUAAAGCAAGCGGAAGAAGAGUAAAGCAAUGUACUAUAAGAAGAAUUUAGAAAUUUAUGUAAACAUAAGGCAGCUAUUAACUUAAGUUUUUUUUUAUAACUUUUAGUCUUAAAAAAAAAAAAUUACAACUGCAUAUAAAAAUCGUUUGUAAGAGGAAUGAAAUUCUAGAUUUAUUUUUGUUACGAGCAGAGCGUAUAAAAUAUGCUAAUAGUGGCUGAAUUUCUUUAUUCAUUCUGAACG
Messenger RNA from Rhagoletis pomonella (apple maggot), 3362 nucleotides. RefSeq names its product cytosolic 10-formyltetrahydrofolate dehydrogenase-like. Gene Ontology annotation, cellular component: cytoplasm. Lineage: Eukaryota; Metazoa; Arthropoda; Insecta; Diptera; Tephritidae. The transcript has 4 exons. Gene Ontology annotation, biological process: biosynthetic process; 10-formyltetrahydrofolate catabolic process; one-carbon metabolic process. The coding region runs from base 340 to 3075 and encodes 911 amino acids. Gene Ontology annotation, molecular function: aldehyde dehydrogenase (NAD+) activity; formyltetrahydrofolate dehydrogenase activity. The record is from RefSeq and is a predicted model, not a curated record.